Molecule: messenger RNA, 1752 nt
Organism: Sphaeramia orbicularis (orbiculate cardinalfish)
Lineage: Eukaryota; Metazoa; Chordata; Actinopteri; Kurtiformes; Apogonidae
Gene: ppme1
Product: protein phosphatase methylesterase 1
Exons: 14
Coding region: 199-1332 (377 amino acids)
Biological process (GO): protein demethylation
Molecular function (GO): protein methylesterase activity
Source: RefSeq, a predicted model, not a curated record
GCUCCGGCUGUAGAAGAAGAAGCAGUAGAAGAAGAAGAGGGGUAGCCCCGUUAGCUUCUGACAAACGUAGCCGAGCUGUACUUUAUCCAAUGUCUGGCUAGCGUCGGUGCUGGUGUCGAAAAAAAAUCUUAUGCUGCGGAAGAGGAGGACGGUCCCACUAAACAGUUCCUGACACAGACCGACCUCGCUUUCGACAACAUGGAGAAACAGUUGCAUUUAAAUCUGUUAGCCUCCAGACCUCCAAUGGCAGGUGGUUUUCAGUCCGGCUCCAAGAUGAAAAUGGGGCCUGGAAGGAAGAGAGAUUUCACUCCUCUGCCCUGGAGCCAGUACUUUGAAACCAUGGAAGAUGUUGAAGUGGAAAAUGAAAAUGGCAAAGAUAUUUUCAGAAUUUACUGCAGUGGCUCUCAUGGCCCAGUGCUUCUGCUGCUCCACGGAGGAGGACACUCUGCUCUCUCCUGGGCUGUUUUCACGGCUGUCAUAUGCAGCAGGAUAAACUGUAGGGUGGUGGCUAUGGACCUCCGAGCUCAUGGUGACACUAAAGUGAAAAAUCCUGAAGAUCUUUCUGCGGACACAAUGGCCAAGGACAUUGGCAAAGUGGUAGAGUCUCUCUAUGGCGAGAACCCGCCACCAAUCGUGAUUAUUGGACACAGCAUGGGCGGGGCUAUCGCAGUUCACACAGCCACUGCCAAUCAUAUACCAUCCUUGCUUGGCCUGUGUGUCAUUGAUGUUGUAGAAGGUACAGCAAUGGAUGCUUUAAACAGUAUGCAGAACUUCCUCAGAAGUCGGCCAAAGACGUUUAAAUCCUUGGAGAAUGCCAUUGAGUGGAGUGUGAAAAGUGGCCAAAUCCGAAACAUAGAGUCAGCACGAGUGUCUAUGGGAGGUCAGGUUAAAAAAUGUGAGGAAACCACCAGCGGUCCAGGAGUGUCUAAUAGCAUUGGUGAAGGUAUAAUAGAAGAGGAAGAGGAUGAAGAAGCAGAAGAAGAAUCCAACAAGAAAAGAAUGAAAGAGGAUGAUCAAGAGAUGAAAAAAGAAAGCAUCUUUACCUGGCGAGUAGAGUUAUCAAAGACAGAAAAAUACUGGGAGGGUUGGUUCAGAGGUCUGUCUGCUCUGUUUCUCACCUGCCCUGUGCCAAAGCUGCUACUGCUUGCAGGAGUGGACCGCCUCGACAAAGACCUUACUAUUGGACAGAUGCAAGGGAAGUUUCAGAUGCAGGUCCUCCCUCAGUGUGGUCAUGCUGUCCAUGAGGAUGCUCCUGAAAAAGUAGCAGAUGCUUUAGCCACAUUUAUGGUCCGGCACAAAUUCACUGAGUUUAAGGACGGAUACCUGUGCUAAUUUGCAGUUUCCAGUCAUAUAGCCAGCAGCCAUAGAAGAAAUGUUCCAAGAUUCAUUGACAUCAUUGUCUUACAAUUCAACAGCAAAUUAAGGAUUAUUAUUAUUAUUAUUAUUAUUAUUAUUAUUAUUAUUACAUUGCUUUUGUGUAGAUACUUUGCCUUUCAGCUUUGCCUUAUUUGUAUUUUUAAAAAACUGGGAUUUGAUUGUAAUUUUCCUUUUUUUUCCCCAUUUUUUUUUUUAUCUCUGAUGUGUUGCUAUCCUUAUUUCCUUGUUUGAUUUUUGGGUGAUCGCAUCAUUGUCCUGAUAUGCGUUUGUAUUCUUUGAAUUCCAACAACAAUUAAAGCUAGAUGCAGUGAAAAGUAAGUCAUCCAUGCUUGUAAAUUUGGUAUGUGUAUUAAAAGGACAUUGUGAUCAUUUUAA